AUGAGAAUGGAUCGUCGCCGGGAGCCACGUAGCUUUGAUAAGCCAUGUGAGAUUUGUGGAGGAUCAGCUACGGGGUACCAUUACGACGUUCCUUCAUGCAAUGGGUGUAAGACGUUCUUCAGAAGAGCUAUACUGUCAGGAAAGAAUCCGGCUUGCAUUCAAGGUGAUGGAUUAUGUAUGACUCGGACAAUAAUUGAUAAUCGAAUAAAGUGUAGGAAGUGUCGUCUGAACCGUUGUUUAUCGAAAGGAAUGCGUCUUGACAACAUUUCCAUGAAGAAUACGGUAAUACCCGAAUGCUGCGAACCAUCGACAAGUGGUGAAAGCUCUCCGACGUAUAAAAUACAAUCAAACUCACCCCCGAUACGUAGUGUUACGAGCGAAAUAUCUCAGAGAGCGAAGACACCGGAACAGUUAUCAUCAUUUUUAGAAAACUUAUCGUCUAUAGAAUUGCGUGUAGAUAUAAUGAGGACUAAGACACCUCGAGAAGAUGAUCUCGCUAUUGAAGAACGAAGGCUAUUACAGCUCUUGUCUCAAGGAGCCGUUUUUGGGGAUUUAUCUCGAUUUGAGGUUUUCGAGCCUCGUUCUGAUGAUGAAAAACCUAUUGAGCGGAUAAACAACAGUUUGCCACAAUGGCUGACCACAGACUUACUAUGUGGAUUACAAUACGGUCGUAUGUUUGAAGAAUUCCGGAUGUUAUCGGACAUACAACAGACUGAAGUUUUGAAAUCUUCGAUAUUUCCACUUACGGUAGCUCAACAAUCAUAUCAAUGCUUCACAGACGAUUUCACUUACAUUCGAAUGCCCAUAGAGGAAAUGGACUUAUCAACAGUUUACUCAUUCUUGAGGAAUAUGAGGAGAGAGCAUAAUGAAGUUUUCGCAAAGUUCAUUCGACCAUUUCUGCGAGAACAUGUGGAUCGAACAGAGUUUCUACUUCUUAAAGCCAUUAUGCUACUUAAUGCUGUGAUCUCUACCAUUUCUUCUUCACCUUCGGCGGAGAAAGUGCAAGCCUCUCGUGGUUCUUACAUGAAGUUCCUUCUGGAUUAUCUCAUUCGGAAAUGCGGAGAAAGUGCUGCUCCUGCUAGAUACUGGGCGUUGAUGAAUUUGUUCCAAACGUUCAUUGCGACAGCAAGCAAAGAAAACGCCUCUGAAGUCUAA
Messenger RNA from Auanema sp. JU1783, 1155 nucleotides. NCBI's taxonomy places the organism in Eukaryota, Metazoa, Nematoda, Chromadorea, Rhabditida, Rhabditidae. The record is from the annotation of a GenBank genome assembly.